Molecule: messenger RNA, 1578 nt
Organism: Pyrenophora tritici-repentis Pt-1C-BFP
Lineage: Eukaryota; Fungi; Ascomycota; Dothideomycetes; Pleosporales; Pleosporaceae
Source: RefSeq, a predicted model, not a curated record
AUGUCGGUAUUUUCUCUCGACGCAAGUAAUGACAAUCCCGUUACGAAAGAAACUCUAGAGGGGCUAUGCUCUGAACUCGGCGUAAGGAUAGCAGAGCAGGAGAAAGAGGACUACCACCGACUACUAGCCGUCUUCCACGAUGCCAACUAUGUUCCCUACGUUGAUAACGAGCGUUUUCCACGUGAAAGCAUAUACUUCCCAGAGAAAGCCGAAAACUCCCAUGGAGCCUGGGCAUGGAAGUGUAGCAUCAUCGACAAGCAAUCAAACCACGGCAAGCUCCACAGCAAAACAUUCGCUCUCAAGGACAACAUAGCUGUCAAAGAUGUGCCCAUGCUUCUAGGUACCAACUUUAUCAAAGGCUAUGUUCCAGAUGUCGAUGCAACAGUCACAACGCGCAUCCUAGAAGCCGGCGGCCAUAUUCUAGGAAAAGCAGUCUGUGAGAACUUAUGUCAUUCUGCCACAAGCCAUUCAUCCAGCACCGGAAUAGUCGAAAGCCCAGUUGCAAUGGGCUAUAGCGCAGGCGGAAGCUCAAGUGGGUCAGGUGUUCUUGUAGCUCUAAGCGAGGUAGAUGGGGCUAUUGGAGCAGACCAAGGCGGUAGUAUUCGUGUACCAGCUGCCAACUGUGGUAUCGUCGGAUUGAAACCAACAUUCGGACUCGUACCAUAUACCGGAUGUGGAAGCAAUGAGCCAACAAACGACCACAUCGGCCCCAUGACACGAACAGUGCUAGAGAAUGCUCUCCUUUUAGAAGCAAUAGCCGGAACAGAUAACAUCGACGACCGCUCCUUCGCCGCGCCAAGUCCGUCCAGAGUCCCGGUGUACACUUCCAUAGUCAACAUGCCAGCUGAGCAACCACUGUUCGGCAAGAAAUUCGCCAUCAUCAAGGAGUCACUCUCGACACCUGCAAUGGACACCCGUGUCAUCCAAACUUUCCUCGUCGCAGUAGAAAAGUACACCUCUCUUGGCGCCACCGUCACCCAGAUAAACAUCCCCCUCCACUCCAAAGGCGCCGCAAUAUGGACUGGCGUCUCAAAAGUCGGAGGCUACCUUUCAAAAACGACAGGACAGUUUGGCCGUCGCGGCCACCAAAUGCUGCCUCUAAACUCCCUGUUCUACCCCAUGUCGCAGGCAAAUUGGGACGAAGCAUACGCCUCUACUAAGAACAUAUAUCUCAAUGGCCUUUAUGCCACAAAACAGUUCCCCAACCUCCUCGCCAAAGCAACGAAUCUCUCGCGGCAACUGCGAGAUGCGUACGAUACGGCGCUGGAUCAGUAUGAUGUCUUGCUUACCCCUACCCUGCCGUAUGUAGCAACGAGCCAUGCGGCUGUGGAUGCAACGCCCCUGGAGCAGAUUGCCAAACAAAUCGGUCUCACAGCCAAUACGGCACCGUUUAACCAGAGUGGACAUCCAGUUCUAGCACUACCCAUUGGCAUGUUGGGUGUGCUAGAGGGGCCUGGGUUGGAAGCGGGGGUAAAGUUACCGGUUAGCAUGCAGAUUAUCGGCAAGUGGUGGGAUGAGAUGGGCGUGUUUGAAGCGGCAUAUGCAUGGGAGAGGGAAAAUAAAUGGAGGGAUAUGUGA